GUUUGUUUCCCGCCAAACAAAGCAUGCUGUAGCUCGACCAUAUAAGGUUUAUAGGCCCAUAAAGAGCGAAACAUAAGGCUUAUUACCGCUGUUUCAGUUUCACGGGCUCACGAACAUACUGACACAACAGACUACGAACGAAGACGCAAUUUCCGAAAGAUUUCAGCGGAAAAUCUCGCUUUAAUCGCCUGAAGAAGCAUCACAACACAUUUGUAGCAAAGUUUGCUUUGAGCUUUUUUACUAGCGUUUAAAUAUUUCUGCACAAAAUUUUAAGACAAGCGAGAAUACUGCAAAAUCUAAAUUCUCACCGGAGUGCGACAUCAUCAAACAAAUUCUCUUCGAAUGCGGGUUGAUUUUCGAUUAUUUUCAAUCAUCAUUCUUAUUUCGCUCCCCCAAAAAAAUUCAAAUGAAUAUUUCGUGUCGCACUCCGGCUAGAUUUUUUUUAAAAUAACUAAGGAAGGUGCUUACCAAUUUUUAUAUCGAUAGCUUGCAUAGUCGCAGAGAAAUUCGCCACGAAGUCGAAAUUUGACAAGUUCGCCUGGCUCACAGGGAUUGCGGGUAUCAGAGUUCGCAUUUUCCCACGGAUUGACUCGAAAAUAUUUUUCCUAUAAACCUGAAUAACUUCUUAAACUUGUCCUGAAGUCUCAAAGGAAUUCGGAUUUUUGGGUAGAAGAUAUCACAGCUCAAACUUAUUUCUGGGAAAUAGCCUUCGGUAAUACCUUAAAGAAAUCGGAAAAGCUCAUUAGCCGUUUAGAUUCCUUCACACAAUAGAGGAUUAUGCAGGAUUAUGCAUCUCAAAAAGACGAAUUACCGCUUUUCUUUUUCCCUUACUCCCCAAGAAAAGUCCUCCUUAUCCUUGCAAAUGAUGCACAUUAUCUGUUCUUUUUGAAAUUUUAAAACUACUUGGCUGCAUUCUUUAACUUUCACCGACUAGCCAGUUCUUUGGCUGCGAAGUCGACAACGCUGGGCUGGCUAUAAUUGAAAACUUAAGUCCCCUAAAAGAACGCUAAUGGGACGAUUUGUUCAUUGUUCUAAACGACAAAAGAGUGGGCAUAAAAACGGCUUGAUCCUAAUAAAGGACAGCAAAUCUCCGUCACGUGCAAGUGAGCAACCCAACCUAGAGAAAUCGGAAAAGCUUAUCGAUAGACCAGAUCAUAACAAGAUGGGUUAUCUAAUAAAGCUGGCUGCGAUUUGCAUUCUACUCUUCGUGGUCAGUGAUGGUCGCGCCAUUGAGGAUGAUGACAUCGCCAUGGAUUUUGCUGCAGACAAGAGGGGAGCUGCGUACACUUGUGCAAAUAAAAAGACAACGGGAGUAUUUUGGUUUGGAAGCUCCUGCCCUUGGGGAUGGACCAGUUGCAAAACGGAGACUUUUGGCCAAUGUUGUUUUAAAAAAUAAUCUUGAAGAUUAUUUUUAUAUUACAUUUUAUAUACCGUGUAAGAGCUGGGGAACCUAACGGCAAGUGCCUAACACGGCUGGGCUUACCCCGAAGGUAACCCAAGCUCACUGUAUGUAUCAAUAAAUUAUAGUGGUUCACGUUA
Messenger RNA from Nematostella vectensis (starlet sea anemone), 1539 nucleotides. RefSeq names its product N.vectensis toxin 7-like. The coding region runs from base 1010 to 1396 and encodes 128 amino acids. The transcript has 3 exons. Lineage: Eukaryota; Metazoa; Cnidaria; Anthozoa; Actiniaria; Edwardsiidae. The record is from RefSeq and is a predicted model, not a curated record.